AUGCUUCCCUUCCGAAAGCUCGUUUCCAGCGUGUCGUUGGCAUUCCUCCUUCUGCAAACACACCACCAGCUGUAUGGGUCCGGUCAGGCGCUUGCUAUGCCUCUGCAGCCCACACCAGCUGAUGAUAGACUCGACACGCUUUUUACUCUGGCGAGAGCUGCUUCGCAGAACCCGAACAAUGAUGGCCAGCAGGUUACCAUCACUCCAGAGGCCGUUCUUAAAGCGCUACAAGCUCUGGCCAAUGGUAUACAGAACCAGCAAGACGACAAAACACCGAAUAGCCCCGUCAUGGUCAUCUCUCAUGGUGAGGGUGGGCCAAUCGUACCUGGAUCCGAUGCCGACCAGAGGAGCAAGGAUUCUUCCGUCAAGUACAAGAACAAUAACGAUACAGAAGCGGCGAAAGAGGCGAUCCAGAACUUACAACAGCCACGUUCUCGUUUCUGUGCGCAGGCUGCUAACACCAACCGCACAAUCGACAACAUGUCACAGAAACUUGUGCAAAAGGAGCGCAAGCGUCUAGCUUCGAUCCGAAAGCAGCGCAUCUCCAAAGCUUCUUCCAAGAACAACGCCACCGACGCUCGUUCGCUGACAGAUGCAAAGAUCCUGGCCGAACAAACCAGGACCGUUCAAGUUGUCUGGCACGUCAUUCACUCGGGCUCCGCUGGCAACCUCUCUGAUGCCGCAAUUAGCCGUCAGAUCGAUACACUAAACUCGGACUACGAGCCAUACGGAUUUGCUUUUGAUCUCAACUCUACGAAUCGGGUCGACAACGCUCGCUGGUUCAAAAACAUCACGCCUGAUACCAAUCUGCAAGACCAGAUGAAGAGCUCUCUCCGACAGGGAGAUGCCGGAGUUCUCAAUUUGUACAGUGUCGACUUCAGUAAUGGUCUCUUGGGAUACAGCUCCUUCCCAUGGGACGUUCAGUCCAACCUUGUCAACGACGGCAUUGUGUUUCAGUACAGCACCGUUCCUGGCGGAAGCGAGACAGGAUACAAUUUGGGCAAAACCGCGACGCAUGAGGUGGGACACUGGCUCGGACUGUAUCACGUUUUCCAGGGUGGAUGCGAUUCACCCGGUGAUUACGUGGAUGAUACACCGCCGCAGAGCGAUGCGACAAAUGGAUGCCCAACCGGACAAGACAGCUGCCCGGGAGGGGGUGUCGACUCGAUUCACAAUUACAUGGACUACUCGAGUGAUGCUUGUCUCACAGGCUUUACAGAAGGACAAGCUGUUCGAAUGGCUGCUCUCAGCGGACAGUAUCGCUCACUCUAG
Mycosarcoma maydis (corn smut) is the source of this 1272-nucleotide messenger RNA. RefSeq lists its product as uncharacterized. The transcript is spliced from 2 exons. Bases 1 to 1272 code for a protein of 423 amino acids. The record is from RefSeq and is a predicted model, not a curated record. Gene Ontology annotation, molecular function: metallopeptidase activity. Lineage: Eukaryota; Fungi; Basidiomycota; Ustilaginomycetes; Ustilaginales.